AGGUUAUAUAAACCUCAACAAUUGAUUGCCAUUCAAACCAGUUAACUGUAACAUGGCGAAAUAUUUGCCUCGCUCCAUCGACAAUUUCCCGAUAAUCGCCAGGCUCGCAUCGUUGCUGUUGAUCGUUGGGCUCGUCGCCGCCGGCGACCUUUCGCCCCCCGCGGAAUUCCACCAGCUGACGCAGAAACCCCCCGUGUUCGAUGACUUCAAGAGGAUCACGUUCGAGGUGCGCGGCUCGAACGUCCGCGACGGCCUCAGGAUCAAAGCGACCAAGGACCGAUUGGCGAGAAAUAGUGAAUGCAAGGACUAUUUGGGCGCCCCGUACAACAUCAGCGCUGUGAAAACGUUCGAUGGGGGCUCGGGGCUGUUCGAGCUGAGCGUGCCGCGGGCCCUGCGGGGCGACGUUUAUUUGUGCUUGCCGAGACAGGUGCGGGACUUCGGCGGGAAGAUCGGCGAUUUUCGCGAGAGCCUGGCGUACCGGUGGUACCAUCAGGGGCCCGAUAUCCGGAUAAACGUUACCGCUGAUAAGCAAUUCGAUUUAUCUCUUCAAAGAAGAGAACUGCCGCAGCAAUUACCUUCGUUCGAUAAUGGAACGAAAAACACCAUCAAGAUAUUGGGCCUCCGUCUGGAGCACGCCUACAAACAUCCGGAUUUCGACGAACAGGGCGUCCCGGUGAUCCUCGCCUACAAGGAUAACCUCUUCCGUAUAUUCGGCGAAGGACUGACCAAAUCCAUGUUGAUCACCUUCACCACUAAACAAGGCGAUUGCUUAUUUCCAAUAAGCAGCGUAUUCAGCGUGGAGAAUUCGAGUUUCACCAGCGAGACCGCCUUGGUGACAUUGAACCUGCCGCCGUUGAGCGGCUACGAAGAAACCUACUACAUUUGCGCCAAAGACGCCGACGACGGCCCCAACAAGCUGUUCGAUCUCCAAGGCACCGAGUUCUGGCACCAAGUCAAGUCCUUCGACAAGCCGAUACCCCUGUGGGGUUCCAUCAUGAUCAUCAUCCUGUGCCUGAUGUUCUCCGCUCUCUUCUCCGGCUUGAAUCUCGGCCUCAUGUCGUUGGACAAGACCGAUUUGAAGAUAUUGAGCAACAUCGGUACGCGCGCCGAGAAGCGGUACGCCCAAGCCAUACAGCCCGUGAGGAAUCACGGCAACUAUUUGCUCUGCUCCAUUUUGCUGAGCAACGUUUUCAUCAAUUCGAUCUACACGUUGUUCCUCGACGAUCUCACGUCCGGAUUCAUCGCCGUCAUUUUCUCCACGCUGUCCAUCGUGUUGAUCGGCGAAAUCGCACCGCAGGCCAUUUGUUCCCGUCACGGUUUGGCAAUCGGCGCCAAAACCAUCUACGCGACGAAAUUCGUCAUGUUAUUGACGUUUCCAUUGGCUUACCCGGUGGCGAAAAUAUUGGAUUACAUCCUCGGAGAGGAAAUCGGAAGUGUCUACAACAGGGAGAGAUUGAAGGAAUUGAUCAAGGUGACGACCGGCAACAACGAGCUGGACAAAGACGAAGUGAACAUCAUCAGCGGCGCCCUGGAACUGUGCAAAAAAUCCGUGGCCGACGUGAUGACGCGCAUCGAGGACGUCUUCAUGCUCGACUACGAGGCCAUAUUGGACUUCGAAACCGUCUCGGAGAUCAUGAAGAGCGGCUUCUCGCGCAUACCCGUCUUCGAAGGCAACCGGCAGAACAUCGUCACCAUGUUGUACAUCAAAGACCUGGCGUUCGUCGAUCCCGACGACAACACGCCGCUAAAAACGCUGUGCCAAUUCUACCAGAACCCUUGCAAUUUCGUGUUCGAAGACGUCACGUUGGACGUCAUGUUUAAGAUAUUCAAAGAAGGUAACAAGGGUCACAUGGCGUUCGUGCAUCGAGUGAACAACGAAGGCGAAGGGGAUCCUUUCUACGAAACCAUCGGUUUGAUAACGCUCGAGGAUGUAAUCGAGGAGCUGAUCCAAGCGGAGAUUAUGGACGAAACGGACGUGUUCACUGAUAAUCGUUCGAAGAGGAAACGCCACCAGGCCGAAAGACGCCAAGACUUCACCGUGUUCGCCGAGAAACGAGGCGAGCCCAGCAAGAUGAGAAUCAGCCCGCAACUCACACUAGCCGCCUUCCAAUACCUCAGCACCAGCGUUGAAUCGUUCAAUCCCAACGUGAUCUCCGAGACGAUCCUGCGCCGGCUACUCAAGCAGGACAUCGUCAUACACAUCAAGAAGAACAAAGACUGGCGCACCGAUCCCAGUAACGUGAUCUUCGAUCAAGGGAAACCCGUCGAUUUCUUCGUCAUCAUCCUGGAGGGGCGCGUCGAGGUGACCGUCGGCAAGGAGAGCCUGAUGUUCGAAGGGGGCCCGUUCACCUACUUCGGCACGCAGGCGUUGGUCCAAACCGUCGGCAUCGAAUCCCCGUCGGUGGCGCCGUCUACGAUGGGCAGUUUGGAAUCGAUCAACAUCGAUUCGAUGUUGCGGCACACGUUCAUACCGGAUUACACGGUGCGAGCGAGCACCGAGGUGUUGUAUUUGAAGAUCAAGCGCAGCUUGUAUUUGGCGGCGAAAAGGGCCACUCUGAUGGAGCGCUCGAAGAAGGGCGAGAACCAAAGCGAUCAGCAAUUCGACGAGGAAGUCGAUAAACUGCUGCACUCGUUGGACGAGGACGACGCGAGCGUCGGUCGGCAGACGCCGCGCCGCAAAUCGACCAGGAAAUCCCAGCAGGAGAUAAACGUGAAUUCAUCGACGCCGGCUCAGCAGGCGAGCCCCUGCAAGGCCCCGGCGCCGACGCCUAUGGGUUUCGGCCCGACGCAGCGGCUGGUCGGCGUCGGCAUCGGCGUCGCCGGCGACGCCAACGGCUCGGUGAAAUCGAGCCCCAUCGACGACAUACAGAUCGUCAAGGACGACGAGGCUUCCAUGUUGUUGCCGAAGAGGACGUAACGGCUUUUUGCCGGCCUCAAAGUGUUGCUUUAGGGCCGGUUUUCGCACGUUUCGAGUGGAUCGCUUUACACCAUAUACCUAUUACUAAUGUACUGCUAACUCCCUAUCUAUUCCAUGAGAGAAAAUCGUAGCGAUUAAAGAGAGAGAUCCGACCCUCUGUGGUGUGCUUAGUCGUUUAUACGCAAGCGCGUUAAUUUUAAAAGGACCAAUAGCGAGUAGCUGAGGCCUAAAAAGAAAAGAAGGAAAAUAAUACUUGAAAUCGUGGUUAAAUUCGGUAACCUGACAUAUUUACACAGGCAAGUCAAAGUCGAUUUUAAAAAUAUAUCAAAAAAUAUACCAAAAUAAAAGCUAGCAUGUUUCUGACGUUUCAUUUGCUGUGUCAAAAGUAGCCAAUCAAGAAAUCUUUCACUUGAGCAUGCGCAUAAAUAAGCAAGCACACCACAGUAUAAUGUUUGCUACGGGUUUUAGACCAUUAUAAGCGGUAUAGUAGUAAUAGGUAUAUGCUUUACACACAAAAACCCCCCCC
Messenger RNA from Phyllotreta striolata, 3443 nucleotides. The record is from the annotation of a GenBank genome assembly. Lineage: Eukaryota; Metazoa; Arthropoda; Insecta; Coleoptera; Chrysomelidae.